Molecule: messenger RNA, 717 nt
Organism: Staurois parvus
Lineage: Eukaryota; Metazoa; Chordata; Amphibia; Anura; Ranidae
Source: the annotation of a GenBank genome assembly
UUGGUGUAUAUAUAUAUAUAUAUAUGUAUAUAUAUAUAUACACACACAUACUAUAUUGCCAAAAGUAUUGGGACACACCCAUUCAAAUCAUUGGUUACAGCUGUUCUAAUCACCUCCAUGGCCAUAGGCAUGCAGACUGCUUCUACAAGCAUUUGUGAAAGAAUGGGUCACUCUCAGGAGCUCAGUGAAUUCAAGCGGGCUACCGUGAUAGGUUGCCACAUGUGCAAUAAGUCUAUCCAUGAAAUUUCCUUGCUACUAAAUAUUUCACGGUCAACUUUUAGUGAUAUUAUAACAAAGCUGAAGCAACUGGGAACAACAGCAACUCAGCCACAAAGUGGUAGGCCACAUAAAAUGACAGAGCGGGGCCAGCGCAUGCUGAAGCACCCAAUGUGCAGAAGUUGCCAACUGUCUGCAGAGUCAAUAGCUAAAGACCUCCAAACUUCCUGUGGCCUUCAGAUUAGCACACAAAGAGAGAGAGCUUCAUGUAAUGGGUUUCCAUGGCUGAACAGCUGCAUCCAAGUCUUACAUCACCAAGUACAAUGCAAAGAGUCAUAUGCAGUGGCGUAAAGCUCGCCACCACUGGACUCUAGAGCAGCAGAGAUGUGUUCUCUGGAGUGAUGAAUCAUGCUUCUCUAUCUGGCAAUCUGAUGGAUGUGUUUGGGUUUGGCGGUUGUUGGAGAAUGGAACUUGCCAGGCUGCAUUGUGCCAAGUGUAAAG